AUGUCUUUCUAUUCCAAGCAGGAGUAUAAUAUGGAUUCCGAGCUCAAGGAUUAUUAUAACAAAACAUUUGCUGGUGAGAACAAUACUGCUGCUCUUCAGAACUCUGAUUUCCCAGUCUGGGAUGACUAUAAAAGCAGUGUUGAUGACUUGCAAUAUUUUUUGAUUGGACUCUAUACACUUGUAAGUCUUCUUGGUUUUAUGGGGAAUCUACUUAUUUUGAUGGCUCUCAUGAGGAAGCGAAAUCAGAAGACUACAGUCAACUUCCUCAUAGGGAACCUGGCCUUCUCUGAUAUCUUGGUUGUGCUGUUUUGCUCACCUUUCACACUGACCUCGGUCUUGCUGGAUCAGUGGAUGUUUGGCAGGGUCAUGUGUCACAUUAUGCCUUUCCUUCAAUGUGUGACGGUUCUGGUUUCCACUUUAAUUUUAAUAUCCAUCGCCAUUGUCAGGUAUCAUAUGAUAAAACAUCCUGUAUCUAAUCAUUUAACGGCUAACCAUGGCUAUUUCCUGAUUGCCACUGUCUGGACACUGGGUUUUGCCAUGUGUUCUCCUCUCCCAGUGUUUCACAGCCUCGUGGAACUUCAGGAGACCUUUGGCUCGGCAUUGCUGAGCAAUAGGUAUCUAUGUGUCGAGUCAUGGCCAUCUGAUGCAUAUCGAAUUGCUUUCACUAUCUGUUUAUUGCUUGUUCAGUAUAUUCUGCCCUUAGUUUGUCUAACUGUAAGUCAUACUAGUGUCUGCAGGAGUAUAAGCUGUGGAUUGUCCACCAAAGAAAACCACCUGGAAGAAAAGGAGAUGAUCAACUUAACUCUCCAUCCUUCCCAAAAGAGUGGGCCCCAAGUGAAGCUCCCCAGCAGCCAGAAGUGGAGCUACUCAUUCAUCAGGAAGCACAGAAGGCGGUACAGCAAGAAGACGGCCUGUGUGCUGCCCGCCCCAGCCAGGCCACCUCUGGAGAACCGCCCCGGAAGGCUUCUGGAGCACGCGGGCUCCAGGAAGAGUCCGCUCCCUUCAUCCAGUAAGUUCGUACCAGGGGUGCCCACCUGCUUUGAGGUGAAACCGGAAGAAAACUCAGAUGUUCAUGAAAUGAGAGUAAACCAGUCUAUCAUGAGAAUUAAAAAGAGAUCUCGAAGUGUUUUCUACAGACUGACUAUCUUGAUACUAGUGUUUGCGGUGAGCUGGAUGCCUCUACACCUUUUCCACGUGGUGACCGAUUUUAAUGAUAACCUGAUCUCAAACAGACAUUUCAAGUUGGUGUAUUGCAUAUGUCACUUGCUAGGCAUGAUGUCCUGUUGUCUUAAUCCAAUUCUGUAUGGAUUUCUUAAUAAUGGAAUCAAAGCUGACUUAAGGUCUCUUAUACACUGUCUGCAUAUGUCAUAA
Budorcas taxicolor (takin) is the source of this 1371-nucleotide messenger RNA. It is a transcript of the gene NPY5R, whose product is annotated as neuropeptide Y receptor Y5. NCBI's taxonomy places the organism in Eukaryota, Metazoa, Chordata, Mammalia, Artiodactyla, Bovidae. The transcript has a single exon. Gene Ontology annotation, biological process: G protein-coupled receptor signaling pathway. The record is from RefSeq and is a predicted model, not a curated record. Gene Ontology annotation, cellular component: neuron projection; plasma membrane. Gene Ontology annotation, molecular function: neuropeptide Y receptor activity; neuropeptide binding. The coding region runs from base 1 to 1371 and encodes 456 amino acids.